Molecule: messenger RNA, 1028 nt
Organism: Caenorhabditis sp. 36 PRJEB53466
Lineage: Eukaryota; Metazoa; Nematoda; Chromadorea; Rhabditida; Rhabditidae
Source: the annotation of a GenBank genome assembly
AUGUCGCUCCAGGAGAAGUUUGAGGCUGCUGUCGAAAUCAUUCAAAAACUUCCGAAGCAAGGUAAGUGGCUACAUGACUACAUUUAUCGAAAAACUAAUCUGUAGUCCGAUAAAAUUGGUUUCUGUGUAGUCUGACAUGUAACAUGUACCCGAAUCAUCUUUUUUCAGGGCCAGUGAGCACUUCCAACGACCAGAAGCUCACUUUCUACUCUCUCUUCAAACAAGCCACAAUCGGAAAUGUGAACACCGACCGACCGGGAAUCUUCUCGAUCGUCGAGAGAAAAAAGUGGUUAGUACAGUUUAUCAAUUCCUAUCAUCUUCGACAUUCAAACGGGGAAUUCCUCUUCUCACUCAUUUUCACGGACAGGCUAGUCAUUGCCGCGUGGUGUGUUGCAUCAGAAUGGGGUGGUGUGAAACGUCAUGAUUUUUUGAUCAACGUUUGAACUUAUCUUUUCGUUGAAUUGAGGGGAGGGCAUGUUCAGACGGCCGAAGGUUACUUCGAGUAUGGUGCCAUUAAAGGGAGAAAGUGUAAAUGGAACGGAAGUUGGGAGAGAAGCAUGCGAUUGCCUCAAGUUCCGCUGAAGUGUGAUUUAUGAUCAGUGAUGUAUACUUGCGUCACUUCUUCGACUGUGCCACCAUGUUCAAGCUCACAAUAGGUUUUGGUUUCAAACUUUUAACCAACUAGAGUUUAGUAUUAUCAAAGUUCGAGCCAGAUUGCUUUUGAAGUCCCCAAUCUCUUCAUUUUUAGGGACUCUUGGAAGGAACUAGAAGGAUUGUCCCAAGACGAGGCCAAGGAACGUUAUAUCAAAGCUCUUAACGACAUGUUCGACAAGAUUGCCGAGGUAUGUGUAGCCAGGGCGGCGGAUGAAAGCAAAAAGUUUUUACAUUGUGUUCGCCAACAAAAACAAAUACCUACCAGUCUGUUGAUGUACCUAAACCAACAUUGUUUUCAGGAACUCGACGUGGCCUCUUGGCUCGAACAGAUCGACCCUGUCAUCAAGACCAACUUGGCUCUUAUCGGAAAGUGA